AGACAUUGGAGCACUGGCAAAAAAAAAAAAAAAAAAGACAUUGGAGCAAACUAAUUUAGAAUUUAGGGUUUAUCUCAGUUCUCAAAUGAUGAAGCGGUGAGAGGAGAAGUUACAUUUACACUGGUUAAAAUCAGGUGGUAAAGUCUUCAUCUUUUCUUCUUUGAGUUCGAGAUUACGGUAUUGACAAGUGAAAGGUUGUAAAAAGAAACUUAAGCUUUGGGGGAGUUCUUUGUGCUUGUAAUUACAACAUAUGGACAGGAUAAGUCAAUUGUCUGAUGAUUUGCUCAUCAAGAUACUGUCAUUAGUCGAAACAAGAGAUGCCGUGGCCAUGAGCAUUUUGUCUAAACGAUGGAAGUCUCUUUGGACAUUGGUGCCAAGACUUAUCUUUGGUGAUUACCCAGAGGAGAGGGAAGAUGAGGAUGAGACUCCAAAGACUAAUGAGAAUCAUUGCAUAAAUUUGUCACAGUUUGUUUAUGGGACUUUGUUAUUGCAUAAGGCGCCUGUUCUAGAAUGUUUUCAUCUCAACCGUGCUUCGGGAUGUAGCGCUUCCGAGAUUGAUUUAUGGGUUAGAAUUGCAGUUGAUCGUUUCGUGCGUGAUCUGACGAUAGGUUUUUGUUAUGAAUAUGGGCUUAUAAGGUUGCCGAGUAGGCUAUUUAGAUGUGAAACACUCGAGACUUUGGAACUCAAAAAGGUGAUUUUUUUGGAAGUUCCUUCUCAGAUUAGCUUUCAAUCCCUCAAGACGUUGCGCCUUUUGUUUGUGAAGUAUGCAGAUGAAGAAUCUUUCGUUAGGCUUGUAUCAAAUUCCCCUGUUCUUGAAGAUUUGGUUGUAGAAACUUGUCACGAUGACAGUGUGGCGACUUUUACUAUUAAUGUGCCUUCCCUUGAGAGUUUUUCCAUUAGGAAUACAUUGCAAGACUUGGAAACUGAGAAUGAUUUGUUUGUGGUACAUUACCAUUGUUUGAAGCAGUUCACCAUUGUGGACUACUUUGGUCAACUUAACUUGAUAGGUAAUAUGCCUAAACUUGUUGAGGCAAAUCUCUUAUCUGUGUCCUGCCAAGCCAAGGUUCUACAGUCUUUUACCCGUGUCAAACGUCUUUCUCUAUGCUUACCUAUAGAGUAUCCUUAUCCUACUGGCACCGUUUUAUCUCAGCUUGUGAGUUUGGAGCUAUGUUUAUGUGAAAGUGACUGGACGAAUAUCCUUACGAGUGCGCUCCAACAUUCCCCUAAACUACAAGUUCUCAAGCUUGCGAUGAACCAUUUGAUGUGCGAGGAUCAUAAGGUUUGUUGGAUUCAGCCGAAUAGUGUUCCCGAAUGUUUGUUGUACCAUCUCAAAACCUUAGAGUGGAGGGACUAUGCAGGAACAGAAGUAGAGAAAGAAGUGGCGGUUUAUAUUUUGAAGAACGCGAGGAGACUAGAGACUGCAACUAUUUACCCUGACUCGGAUAAGUUGGUGCAGAAACAUCAGAUGUUUGAAGAAUUGGAAAUUGCUUCAAGGAAAUCAAGAGCAUGUGAGCUUACAAUGUGGUUAUCUCUUUACCAAAGAUUUAAAAGCUGUUAGACUUUGGAUUUUUAUCAGAAGCUUCUUAUAUAGUUGCUCUGUAUCUUGGACACUUAUUGGCUUUUGUCUGGAUUAUUGAUCAUGGUUCAAAAGUUCAAACAGAGCCUUUUAUUGUUCUGCCAAUAUAUUCAAAUUUGUCA
Arabidopsis lyrata subsp. lyrata is the source of this 1698-nucleotide messenger RNA. RefSeq names its product F-box/FBD/LRR-repeat protein At5g56420-like. The coding region runs from base 251 to 1558 and encodes 435 amino acids. The transcript is spliced from 4 exons. Gene Ontology annotation, molecular function: protein binding. Lineage: Eukaryota; Viridiplantae; Streptophyta; Magnoliopsida; Brassicales; Brassicaceae. The record is from RefSeq and is a predicted model, not a curated record.